Messenger RNA from Dalotia coriaria, 1204 nucleotides. Its product is annotated as heparin sulfate O-sulfotransferase-like. Bases 211 to 1188 code for a protein of 325 amino acids. Gene Ontology annotation, cellular component: membrane. The record is from RefSeq and is a predicted model, not a curated record. The transcript is spliced from 4 exons. Lineage: Eukaryota; Metazoa; Arthropoda; Insecta; Coleoptera; Staphylinidae. Gene Ontology annotation, molecular function: heparan sulfate 2-sulfotransferase activity.
GCCUAUGGUAAAAUCCCAGUAUCUAAAUGAAAUGGGUGGUUUCAUAACAGAACAAAACAAAUGAUAGUAGUUUAACAAAGGAAAUGUACGUUAGUAGUAAUAUUUGCAUAAUGUACUUAUACUAGUGAAAUAGAGUGAAACUGCGAGUAUGUCUACAUUGAAGUGUGUUGAUAUUUUUUUUUCAAGAGAAUUAAUUUAAAGCCGUUUAUAAUGCGGGAUUUAAGGUUAGGUUUAGUAUUUAUUAUUGUAAUAUUUGUUUUGGCAUUCACCCAAAUUUAUAAUCUUUAUACAAAAUUGGACCAACACAUUGAGCAAUCAAGAAAAAAUAAUGUUCAAACAAAGCAACAAUUCCAGCUUAAUUCAGAAGAUGAUAUUGUUGUUGUCUACAAUAGAGUGCCAAAAACAGGUUCCACAAGUUUUGUAAAUGUUGCAUAUGACCUAUGUAAAAGGAAUAAAUUCCACACCCUACAUGUGAAUGUAACAGGAAACAAUCAUGUAUUGUCAUUGGCAAAUCAGUAUAAAAUUGUUCAGAAUAUUACUCAUUGGGACAACAUGAAGCCUGCUGUUUAUCAUGGACACUUUGCUUUUAUUGAUUUUGCAAAGUUUAGUGCCAGAAAACCAUUAUUUAUUAAUAUUGUCCGAAAACCUUUGGAUAGACUGAUAUCUUAUUAUUAUUUUCUAAGGUAUGGUGAUAACUAUAGACCAUAUUUGAUUAGAAAAAAACAUGGAGAUACUAUGACUUUUGAUGAAUGUUUCUUGAAGAAUCAAGCUGAUUGUGAUCCCAAUAAUAUGUGGUUGCAAAUUCCUUUCUUUUGUGGACAUUCUGUUGAAUGUUGGAAACCGGGAAACAGUUGGGCGUUGGAGGAGGCGAAGAAAAACUUAAUCAACAAUUAUUUAUUGGUAGGAGUAACGGAUGAACUUAAUGAUUUUGUUAAUAUAUUGGAACAAACCAUUCCGCGUAUAUUUAAAGGCGCCGGAGAUUAUUUUUUGAAUAGCAAUAAGUCACAUUUGCGACGGACUGUACAGAAAACCGAACCGUCCGAGGAAACUGUGCGGAAAAUUCAGCAACAUAUAGUCUGGCAAAUGGAAAAUGAGCUCUAUGAAUAUGCUUUGGAACAGUUUCAUUUUGUUAAAUCUCAUAGUGACAAACUGCAGAGUUUUAUGUAUGAGAAAGUAAGACCAAAAUAAACAUCUAUUAGUUUAA